AUGUCGCACUUCCAUCAGCAGUACUCUCACCCACUGCCCUCCUUUACCGACAGAGGAGCCGUCUCGACCGCGAACCACCAAGGAAUCGUUGCGAUUCCUCGAGAGCCUCGUUCCGGCCUGGCCCCGCCACCGGAUCCCUGGCUACUGUCUGACAGCGAAGGCGAUCUGCCGUGGAUUCGCACCCCCUGGCCAGGCAUCUUCACUCCGCCGUACGGAGCUGCCCAGACCUCUAGGUCGGAGGCGGAGAACACCCAGACGGUCAAGAAUGCUCCUUUAGGUACUGUACCGAAGACCAUCACGUCCCCGGCAGCUGAUGUCGAUGUCUCUGACUGGCAUAUGGACUACGAAAGCGAGACCGAUCACGCCGACACUGUCAGAGGCUUCAAUUCUUCGGGAAGUGAGCUUCUGACGGAGUCCGAUGGCGAGGACCCCAAUUGGAACGCGGCAGAUGACAGCGGAAGAGAAGUCGUCUCUGCCAGGGGUAGGACACGUCGGGAGGACGAUUAUACCCUUGGUCAUGGCGCUGCGGAACCUGGUAUCGGUCCCGACAUCAAGUCCAAGGAUGAAAGCGACACUGACGACUCGCCACUGACGGAACUGUACACGCCGGAUGCCAACGUCGAGGAGACUUGCUCUGUGGUGGAUGGAGGAAAUGGGGGCGCGAGUGACGUUGCCAUGAACGGAGCUCCUGAGACGGGCUAUUCUUCCCCGCUAUCCGACAUCGACGAUACCGACAGAGAGUUCAAGUACGAAAGCGAGAGCGACAUGUCUACCGACAGCGAUCAUAAUCACGUCAACCCGAUCAUCGAGGACACCGAUGACACUCGGCCUGGUCGGUCCGCGACUACUCUUCCUCCUGGGCACGGUGUGGGUAUGUCGGGCUCAAUGGUCAGACGCACAGCCGCGACAGCAAAGGAGGGCUCUGACUUGAACGCUGCAGGACCCACCGAGGCAUGGAAGUACCGCCACGGCCAAUCGCUCGCAAUGCUGGAUGUUCUCAUGGAUCGUGGAAUAAAGCGCACUACAACUGUGAACAGCAUUAAGAUACCCCUCAUCUACCUACGGGAACUGGUGGGUCUCAUGGGCACGGAUACUGAUCCGCAGCGAUACCAAGGUUACGCCAUACACAUGAUACGUUCAAGCGACCGGUCUCGACAUUACUCUCUGUUACCGGAGGCCAGUAUCUCCAAAGACUUCAAGCCGACACGACCGCUACGCCAAAGGGGUCUCAACGAGACAUUGGCCAAUACUCUUGAUGCGAGUCUUUUGCUAUCGGGCGCACCUGACCGAAAGCAGAGGUGGUGGAGCGCCAACGGGAAAGCUACAUGGUCCAAGCUCCCUGGAGCUUCGUCCGCAAAGAGGGCGCCGACCCUUAGCGCCGCGGAAACCCAGAGACGCCAUUAUCGAAAGCUUUUCGAGCUGUGCAAAACCUUGGAUAGACGUGGGGUACGCUGUACGUCCAGCACCAUGUUCAAGGGCACGAAACUGGGCUUCCUGAAAAAUGCGAUGGUCAAGACAGAACCAAAGGACUCGGAGCUGGAGGCAGGAUCUGCCACCGGAUUCGUCAUCGAUGAUCCAGCCAAGGCAGGCGCUGCCUCUCAGGCUGUGCUGCUGGACUGGAGGAGGUCCAAAUCCCAUGGUAGAACAUACUCCCUCCUCACCGCCAGAUGGAUGAGACCGUUUCUGAAAGAAGACGACGGCGGUGCAGAUUCAGCGUGA
Dioszegia hungarica is the source of this 1719-nucleotide messenger RNA. RefSeq lists its product as uncharacterized. The record is from RefSeq and is a predicted model, not a curated record. The transcript has a single exon. Bases 1 to 1719 code for a protein of 572 amino acids. Lineage: Eukaryota; Fungi; Basidiomycota; Tremellomycetes; Tremellales; Bulleribasidiaceae.